AUGCGACGCGGAGGCGGAGGCGGAGGCAGGGGAAGUGGAGGUAAAGGAGGGCGAUCAGGAGGAGGUGGAGCGGGCUCCGGCCGCAGGGACGCGCGCCACGGCGGCGCCUCCUACCGCGACGACCGUGGUAGGCGUUCCGACUACCGCUCCCGCCGCACCCCGUCCCCGGACCGCCGCCCCAGGGGCGAGGACAACGACCGCGACCGUAGCCCGCCCCGCGGCGGCCGCACCGGCUACGGCGACCGUAGCCCGCCCCGCGGCGGCCGCAUCGGCUACGGCGGCCGUAGCCCACCCCGCGGCGGCCGCAUCGGCUACGGCGACCGCAGCCCGCCCCGCGGCGGCCGUAGCCCGCCACGGCGCGAGCGCGCAGGCUACGGCGGCGACCGCGACGCGUCGCCCCGCCGUGGGCAUCAGCCACACAAAGACGCCUUCGGCCCGCUGGGCGGCGACCGCCACGCCUCUCCACGCGGGCGAAGGGAAUACGGCGAUAGCCGCGGCUCGCCCCGCGGGGCCAGGGACUACGAAAGGGCUCCCUACCGCGAGGAGCGCGACAGGUACGACCGCCCUGUCCGCGUUGCCGAUCUCGGCCACGACUCCCCGCCGGCCUACAUGCUCCCUGACCACCCUUCCGACCUCGGACGUCCGGCAUCCCUGCGCGCCGGGAGGAAGGAAAGCGACUAUUUUGGCGGCUCUGGUGACGACCGUAGCCUUCUCAAGGACGACUACCUUGGGGGCGGUGGGUUGACUCUUAGAAUAAGUGCAACUGAAAUGGGAAGGACUAGCGCCAUGUACUUCCAAGACCGCAGAUUGUCGCCUCCACCACCUCUGUAUCCCACUGUGCCGCACGAGACUGGAUUCUUGACAGGAGGAUCUGCCAUGAAGGCCAGUGAUGGUUAUGUUGCUGGAAACACCCAGCGACUGCACGAUGAUGGCAAUUUUAAGUACCACAAGAAUGCCCCAUACAUUGAGAGUAGAGAUACUGAGAGGCAUUAUUCUGGCAGUAGGGACUUGGUUGUUGAGAAAGGUGGAGGUGCAGAAAGGUUUUAUGAUGAUGUGCCUGCUGGGAGGAUUAGAGAAACAGAGAUGCUUUACUCUAGAAGGGGUAUUGGUGAUUCUUCCUCAGCCUUGCUUGCCAAGGACCACCAUCCAUACAGGAUGCACACUGAACCUGGCUAUGAGACAAGCAAUGGAUACAACAUGGAUGGCCUUGGCAGGUCAUCUCAUGACUCACUGGGGUAUGGGAGUGGUCAUCCUCAUAGGUUAUCAGGAAGUCCAUUAGAGCAUGGCAGUGGUCAUGGUGAUGAAACAUUACUGGAUAUUGCAAGGCAGGCACACUCUAGGCAUACACCAAGAGCUGCAUCCUUGGAGUAUGAUGGACAUGAUACAUAUACUGCAUCAGAGAACAUACGUGGGAAUGUCCCACUGAAUUCAAGGCACAUAUCAGGCUCAACAUCUUUGAGAGGUCUCGGGGAUGAAAGGAUUAACGGCAAUCUGAGGUUAUCCCAUAGGAUUGAAGAAGACAAGGGUAGCUUUGAAGAAGCCAUGCAUCAGGACACAGAGCACUUAAUUCAGCAUUCUUAUGGUGGUGAUGCUUCUGUAAAGUAUCUAACAGCAAGGGGUGGUGAUGAUCGCUACUCCCACUCCCCUGGAACUGAACCUAUUGGAAUUUCGAGGCGGCCAGCUCGUCAGCAUGAGUUUGAUUCGUUUGGUUACUCAAGUGAUCAAGAAGCUUCCCUUGUGGUUUCUAGGAAAAGAGACAGGAGUCCUGAAUAUCAUGAUCAUGAGAUAGAUGUGUAUCAAGCUGAUCAUGGGUUUACAGGACAUGAGUACUAUGAUGAUGAUAUUGAUGAAUAUGAUCUACCCCCACCAAGAAUGUCACGAUAUGUCAUGUUUGAUGGCGAUGAAUGUGAUGAAAGACAUGAUGUGCCAACUAAUGGUGAUGUUUUCUCAAGGCUUGCUUUGCCACAUGAAACCUAUGGGGAAUGGACUGACAUGGAUCGGGGGAACCAUCCUCAUUCUGACAUCUUGGGUUAUGGGUAUUCAAAACACUCGACAAAAGAUGAACCUAAUGGUUCUGAAGUAAAGCAUGAAGAUGCUCCAGAGUAUGAGGAUCCUCCUCUGCAGAAAGAUCCACCAGAAGGUUCAGAGGAGUUCCGUAAACAGGUUGAGGAAGCAUUUCUUAAGUACGCAAAGAUAUUAAAUGAGAGUCCAGCUACGCAGAAGAAAUACCGUGAGGCAUCAAAAGGAUCUUUGUCUUGCUGUGUCUGUCGCAGUGUAGCGAGGAAGUUUCCAGACCUGGAUGCACUGCUAUCACAUGCUUAUGAUACAUGCAAGGUGGGUUUGAAGACAAAACACUUGGGGUUUCACAAAGCACUCUGUGUUCUGAUGGGGUGGAAUUGGCAUGUUGCUCCAGACACAUCUAAAGCUCAUUACUCCAUUCCAUCUGAGGAAAUAAAUGCCAUGAGGGAAGACCUCAUGCUGUGGCCUCCAGUUGUUGUGAUACAGAACAGCUCGACUGAUAUAGGGGUACCACCUGAGAAGGCGAGGGUUAGCCAUGGAAGACCAGCCAAUCAGAGCGUGUUCUUGGUGAAGUUCCAGCCAACUAUAUCUGGGUUUCAGGAAGCCAUGAGAGUCCAUACCCAUUUCUCAACCAGGAACCAUGGCAAGGAAGAGUUCCAGCUGUUGAGAGGCAGCAAAGGUAAGAAGGCUGCCUCUACUGAGAGCCUGGAAGAGCUGCUUUAUGCACAUAUUGGGGUCGUGGAAGACCUUGGAUUGCUGGAUGACGGAAUGAAGAAGAGAUGUAAGGUCAGGAGCAAGAAGGAAAUUGAGUCAGAUGCAGAUGCAGAUGCAACACUGAAUUUAGAACCGUGA
Messenger RNA from Miscanthus lutarioriparius, 2871 nucleotides. Lineage: Eukaryota; Viridiplantae; Streptophyta; Magnoliopsida; Poales; Poaceae. The record is from the annotation of a GenBank genome assembly.